AUGGCAGCGGCUAAUUCCGGCAACCACCAGUGGUUGACUCUUCUUGAUUUGAGUGACUCCCAAAAAUUGAUCCAAAUUUCAGACCUUUCUGGAUGUCCAAAUUUGGAGAAGCUAUUCCUUAGUCGUUGUACUCAGCUGGUAGAGGUCCAUCAAUCUGUCGGAGCCCUCAAAAAUCUUAUGAGUUUAGUAGUGGAAGGUUGUGAAAAACUUGAAAGGCUUCCCACUAAGUUACAGUCUGAGUCUCUUGAAAUUCUAAAUUUUUCUGGAUGUCGGAGUUUGAUAAAAGUUCCAGAAGUUCAGCAAAAUGUGAAUCGCUUAUCAGAAUUCAAGAAGACAUACUUUCGUGUAUCUACAUCAUCAUUUGAACAUGGCAAUUCUCUAAGCUAUAUAGAUAUGUGUGACUGCAUUCACAUUGAAAUUCUCCCUACCAGCAUUUGCAGGUUGAAGAAUUUGAAGUUCCUUUACCUCAUUCAGUGUUCUAAACUAAAAACCUUGCCGGAAAAUAUUGGUGAUCUAGAAAACAUUGAGGGGCUUGAUGCAACUGGCACAGCAAUCUGGCACACCCCAAAUUCCUUCAUAAGCUUGAGGAAACUGAAGUUCCUAUCUUUUCGAAAAGUACCAAGGACUUUUCAUGUGCACGAUUUAUGCAGUUGGGGCACAUGUUCUGCCCAGCUUGAUUUGAACUUUCAGCUUCCCAGUGUUUUAUCUUUCUUCUGCAGACUUGAAAGACUGGAUCUUAGUGCUUGCAAUUUAUUUGAUGGCAGUGUUCCUGAAGAUCUUGGAUGUUUGGCCUCACUAUUAGAGUUAAAUCUGAGCAGAAAUAGCUUCACCUAUUUACCUAAAAGCAUUGUGUUACUUAAGCACCUUCGAUACCUUGACAUAACAUAUUGUGAAAAUCUUAAAGAGCUGCCAGAGCUUCCUCUUAGUAUAAUGAAAUUGUUUGCUGAUGAUCGUUUUGCUUUGCAAAGCAUUCAAAAAUUACCAACCAUGUACAAAGAGUUGUACAUGGUCUCCUUCGCUAACUGGAAGAUGCAGGAGAUGUGGUAUGCUUCACGCAGGGAAAGUUCUGUUUUGCAGGUGGGAAAUUGUCAAAAGGAAGACAUGAAUGCGAUGCUACAAAAAAUUCUCUUUUCUUUUCUUUCAAUGAUGCAGCUAAAGUCGGGUUUUGACAAUGAAUUCCAAGGGGGAAAGUUUUCUAUUCUCUUCCCUAGAAGUUCUCCAAGUGAUGAGGUUCUCUGGUGGUUUAACUAUCGCCAGACACAUUCAAGGACGAUUUCCAUCAAAUUGAAGAAACACUGGUUUAAUGAUAAGUUCAUGGGAUUUGCUAUGUAUUGUGGGCUUCCUUUCCAAUUGCCAAAACUCUCUCGUGCUCGGCAUUCAGCAUUCAGUUUGUGCUUGGGUUUUGGAAUCAAAACCAAAUUGGUGCCGGAACAGGCUUCUUUGGAUCGACCCACACUUGAAGAUAUUAUCUAUUUGGAAGUGUCAAAUGCAGUUUCAAGUGAUCGUCAUGACUGCUUUGUCUUCUUACAAUUUGAUAAGACAAAGGUAUACUUUAAAGGAAAAGGCAAAGAACCCUUUUCGGUAAAUAGUCCAAAUGAUUACUGUAGAUUUGAGGCAUCUUUAGAUAGUCGAAUAUCAGCUAAUUGGGGAAUUCGUCCAUUAUAUGCAGAUGAUAUUGAGGUGAUGAGGUUGAAAUGGAAAAGCCAACUUAUGAAACCGGAUUCAUAAGUAAUAACAGAGGAAAUUCAAUAUUUUGUUUUUUUGGUAAGACUUCUUAUUGAGACCUACCAAUUCUCCCGAGAUGAUAUCUUUCUCUGAAGACUUCACUCACUUAUUCUUGAAUUGUAAAUACUCUCAGCUCGUCUAGGGGGAUCAAGAUUGGGCCUAAACUUUGAAGUUGGGAACACGAUUCUAGUUCAUCAUGAAGAUGUAAUUUUCUCUUUUACUGUCCUGUGGGUGAUCUGGAAGCACAGGAACAAGAUAAUACAUUAAAGUGCAGUUUUUGCUCCCUCAGAGAUUACCUCCACUGACAUUGAAGAACACUUUAGAUUUCCAAAUUUUGAAUCGACAGAAGAAGAGGUUCCGAAGGAGUGGCCGGGAAGAAACAUCCGUGGAUCUUAAAGUUCUGUGUCCAUUUUGAUAUAGAGUUAAGGAUGACAAUGUGCUUGUACGGGAGCUUGGAAAGAGGAACAAGAAUGGGCUGGAGUGGCAUCAUAGGGCUUAGACUGACAUUACAAGCAGAAGUACAUGCCUUUGAGUACUCAAUGAGAUGGAUUUCGGUAGUUUCUUAAGUCAUAAUUUGUUUAGAAAUGACACCUUGGUUAAGCAACAUCAAGGAUGGGAUUGCUGUUCAGAUUCAGACAUAUCUAUAUGUUGCAUGAAUGCCUGGAUAAUGUCAAAAGAUACCCAGGAAAGUUGUUAAGAGUUCCCAGUUAAGCAGCUUCAGCUGCGAAGAUGGCAGAAAAAUGGCCAUGAUGACUUGCAUGGAUGUACUCCACUCUGCCAUUUGAUGACCAUAAAUAGCUUGGGCUUAUUGUGGAGUUUUAUUUCGCAAGUGUAAUAAGCAAUCUCCUCCCUAGUGUAAGACUUAACUGGGACAGUUUGAAUGUGAGUAGAAUCUUAGAGAAUAGCAGCAAAUCUAUGCGUUAGAACAAUCUGAUUAUUAAGGAUUUUGAUGUAUGCUAUAGGAGUGUACAAAACCCCAGCUAUACUUGCUUUGGUUUUAACUUAAUGUCAAC
This is a messenger RNA of Solanum stenotomum, 2738 nucleotides long. Its product is annotated as TMV resistance protein N-like. Gene Ontology annotation, molecular function: protein binding. NCBI's taxonomy places the organism in Eukaryota, Viridiplantae, Streptophyta, Magnoliopsida, Solanales, Solanaceae. The transcript has 3 exons. The record is from RefSeq and is a predicted model, not a curated record. Bases 1 to 1728 code for a protein of 575 amino acids.